AUGUUUCCCAGCCACAGCAGCACGUCCACUCCCUUCUCUGUAAAGGAUAUAUUAAACCUGGAGCAGAGUCAUGACGUUACGGUGUCUUCUUUGGACUUUUCUUCUCGUAUGGACUGCUGUACCGUGCCGACCUCCUCCUCCUCCUCCUCCUCCCCCUCCUCUUCCUCCUGCAUGCUGGCCAGCCUGAAGCAGGAGCCUCUCCGGGACAUGUCGUCCGCCGCCGCCUCGCUGUUUGGAGAAGACCUCCACGAGUCCAGAGCCGGCAGAGGCAAUGCACAGAACUUUGCCACUGCCAUGUAUGGGAAGUCCCUCGUGGAGAUGGAUAUAGUUAAACAUGGGGAAUCAGACGCGUUUGAGGCGAAACGCAGAAAAGAGUUCAGUCUUCUGAACGAGCCCCUGGAGGACAUCAAACCCGAAGACCCGGACCGAGCCAAGCCCCGGAGACGCAGGAAACCGCGGGUCCUCUUUUCGCAGGCGCAGGUGUACGAGCUGGAGCGCCGCUUCAAGCAGCAGAGGUACCUGUCCGCCCCGGAGAGAGACCACCUAGCCGGGGCGCUCAAACUCACCCCGACCCAGGUGAAGAUCUGGUUCCAGAACCGGAGGUACAAGUGCAAGCGGCAGAGGCAGGACCAGAGCCUGGAGAUGGUGUCUCUGCCGCCGCCCAGGAGGGUGUCGGUGCCGGUGCUGGUGCGGGAUGGGAAGCCUUGCCUGGCGGCCGACACAGCCACCUACAACCCCUCCUACAGCAUGGGUCACAUCGGCCAUUUCUCCUAUAACAACUAUCCAGCUUUCAGUAACUACACCGGCGCCGGCUGCAACACUAACUAUGCGUGUAAUUAUCCUGCAGCCACAAUGCAAACGAUGCAAGGGUCCCCCAGCAACGGGAAUUACAUGAACUUUGGGGUCGGGGACCUGAAUAAUGUCCAGAACACAUUUUCCUCCAGUAAUGGGGUGUCUUCGUUACAUGGCAUUAGGACAUGGUAA
This is a messenger RNA of Cyclopterus lumpus (lumpfish), 984 nucleotides long. RefSeq names its product NK2 homeobox 5 (gene nkx2.5). Gene Ontology annotation, cellular component: nucleus. Gene Ontology annotation, biological process: regulation of transcription by RNA polymerase II; cell differentiation. Gene Ontology annotation, molecular function: DNA-binding transcription factor activity, RNA polymerase II-specific; RNA polymerase II cis-regulatory region sequence-specific DNA binding. The record is from RefSeq and is a predicted model, not a curated record. Bases 1 to 984 code for a protein of 327 amino acids. NCBI's taxonomy places the organism in Eukaryota, Metazoa, Chordata, Actinopteri, Perciformes, Cyclopteridae. The transcript is spliced from 2 exons.